This is a messenger RNA of Eriocheir sinensis (Chinese mitten crab), 1872 nucleotides long. RefSeq names its product histone-lysine N-methyltransferase SMYD3-like. The transcript is spliced from 11 exons. The record is from RefSeq and is a predicted model, not a curated record. Gene Ontology annotation, cellular component: nucleus. NCBI's taxonomy places the organism in Eukaryota, Metazoa, Arthropoda, Malacostraca, Decapoda, Varunidae. Gene Ontology annotation, molecular function: protein binding. The coding region runs from base 168 to 1784 and encodes 538 amino acids.
GGUGAGGCGCGCACGGACUCGAACACUUCUCGGGAACAGCCGGGGAGAUAUUUUUGUGUGGCGGCAUAAAGGCACCUGUGUGUUGAGUGCCAGAGGUGACUGACACGCUACUGUGGCACUGCUGGGGCGGCCGGACAGGGAGGAGAAGCACAGCAGAGUAACAAAUCAUGCGGGACGUGUUAUCAGCAAGAGCCUUCGGGCGGCCCCAGGCUGCGGCUCCUAAACCAGUGAAGCGUGGAGACGUGCUGCUCACCUCAAAGCCGUUUGUUUACCUGGUCAGCAGCUCUCUCAAGUCCCUUUAUUGUGACUACUGUUUGGCCAAAAAGGGAAGGAAUGGUCUGCAGCGGUGCUCUGGGUGCCGGCUGGAGCACUACUGUGGGAAGGAGUGCCAGGCAGCAGCAUGGGGCCUCCACCGCCUGGAGUGCCGCCACCUCAAGAGAGUAGCACCCAGAGUGCCACCUGAUGCAGCCCGUCUCAUGGCCAAGGUCAUCCUGAAGCUGCAGCAUGGAGGAGACAAGUUGGCGGAGGAGAUAUCAACCAACUAUUCCCGCAAAUUUAAGGAUUUAAUGAACCACUACUCCGACAUCAAGAAGGACAGCAAGAGACACGAGCACUUUGUCUCUCUGGUGGCAGUGCUGGAAUCCUUCCUGGUAGGGAUGGAGUUACCUAAUGAAGCAGAACUACAGGGAAUAUUUGGGCGGAUUUGUGUGAAUAGCUUCAGCAUCACAGAUCCAGACCAGAACACUGUGGGCACAGGGGUCUAUCUGGCAGCAUCCAUAUUUGACCACUCCUGUGAGCCCAAUGCAUAUGUGGCAUUUGAUGGAUUUAAGUUGACCUGCCGUUCCCUGGUGGACCUCCCUGUCCUUGAUUGGAGCAAGCUUCGUAUCAGCUACAUUGACGUUCUGAAUCCAAGGGAAGAGCGCCAGGCUGACCUCCAACGUCGCUAUUACUUCUUGUGUGACUGUGUGCGGUGCAGUAGCCCAGAGUGGGAGGAGGAGCAGGUGGGACCUCUGUGUUGUGGCAACACAAACUGUUCCGGAAUGGUUUUCAUCCCUGAGGGUUUAAGAAGACACCAAGUGUCGAAAAAAGUGCCCGACUGUCGGGAAAAUAGUGCCGAGGUCAUCAAUGAAGAGAUAAACAUUUCCUCACAAAGUAGUGGGACAGAAAAAAUCUAUGACCCUGAAAGCCAAGGAAAGAGAGAAAUACUCACUGCUUCAUGUUCUCAUUGUGGAACAUCAAAGCCAAUGACUCCUGACCAGGUGGAAAUGUACUACAGCGUUGCCAGUUUUUGUAAGGAGCAGUUGGACCUCUGCAAAGACCACUACUACCUGGACCUGUGUGAGAAAGGGCUGGAAAGGGCAACUGGAGUGCUACACGACUUAAAUAUUUUCCUAGUGAGGCUUCGAGAUGCUGCAUUUGAAGCUUCCAUCUCUCUAAGUCACUGGGAAAAGGCUUCAACCUAUGGCUCCCUGAAUAUUGAAGGCUUGAGCCACUACUAUGGGAAGAAACACCCCAGUCUAGGGAUGGUGCUCCUGAAGCUGGGAAAAAUUCUUGUGUACGUUGGCUCCUUCUCUAAGGCAGUGGGUUACCUUGCUCGAGCAGAGAGCAUCCUGAAGGCCAGCCAUGGGACAACACACCCCCUCUACACAGAGCAGGCAGCACCACUCUAUAUGCAGGCCAGAGAGGAGAUGAGGGAGGCAGAGAAAAUGGCAGGAUGGAAGGGAAAGAAGGGCCUUUCAGGCACCUCUGGUGGUGGGCCGUUGUGCAGGACUACGUGUGGGUGACUGCUACAACAACCACUCUUGCAAUCAUUGAAUCAUCUGACUGUACAGCUGUAGGACGUACUGAGCUGCAAUACACGCGCUAGUUGAA